UUACAAUGUUGUUAGAGAGCACCAAGAUGGCCUCUUCAACUUUUCUUCGUUCCUAUUUUCUGCUUCUUCUUCUAAUUAUUCUCCCCUUUCUCCCAUCUGUGUUUAGUGCUACUUCUUCAAACUGUAAUGUAGACUUAAAUUCCUCUCUGGUCACCAAUGGCACAUGGAAUUCACCUUCUGGUCACUUUGCCUUUGGUUUCCAAAGUGUUUUAUUCGACAACAAGGAGUUCAUGUCCGUGCUUGCAGUUUGGUUUGCCAAAGACCCCAACAGAACCAUAGUAUGGUAUGCAAAACAAAAACAAAGUCCUGCUUUUCCUUCCGGUUCCACAGUAAACCUAACAAACAAAGGAAUUGUAGUCAACGAUCCAAAGGGUCAUGAGAUGUGGCAUCGUCCAGAAAAUAACACUACUAUUGCCUUAGUAUCAUGUGCUUCUAUGUUAGACAAUGGAAGUUUUGUGCUUCUUGAUGAAAGUGGGAAGCAGGUUUGGGAGAGUUUUGAAGAGCCUACAGAUACCAUUUUGCCUGGUCAGAAUCUGGCUAAGCCUAAAACCUUCAGAGCACGUGAAUCUGACACAAGUUUUUAUAAUGGGGGUUUUGAACUCAGUUGGCAGAACGAUAGCAACUUGGUUCUUUACUAUUCACCACAAUCAAGCGAUGAUCAAGCCUCUCAAUCUCCUACAGGUGAAGCUUACUGGGCCACUGGAACUUUCAAAACUGAAUCACAACUAUUCUUUGAUGAGUCCGGACGCAUGUACAUAAAAAAUGACACGGGUACAGUGAUCAGUGAAAUCACAUACAGUGGACCAGAAGAGUUCUUCUACAUGGCUAGAAUUGACCCUGAUGGGGUUUUCAGAUUAUAUCGGCAUCCGAAAGGUGAGAACACAGUUGCUGAUAGUUGCAGUUCGGGGUGGUGGAGUGUGGUGCAACAGUAUCCCCAAGAUAUUUGUCUUUCCUUCACAAAACAAACUGGGAAUGUAAUCUGUGGUUAUAACAGCUACUGCAUUACCAUCAAUGGGAAGCCUGAGUGUGAGUGCCCGGAUCAUUAUUCUUCUUUUGAACAUGACAAUCUCACAGGUUGUAGGCCAGAUUUUCCCCUGCCGAGCUGCAACAAAGACGGGUGGGAGCAGAAUAAGGAUCUUGUAGAUUUCAAAGAGUAUACAAAUUUGGACUGGCCUCUCUCUGAUUAUGACAAGUUGGUUGCAACUGCUAUGGACAAGGAUAUGUGUAAACAAAAGUGCCUUGAGGAUUGCUUUUGUGCUGUAGCCAUAUAUGGUGAGGGACAAUGUUGGAAGAAGAAGUAUCCUUUCAGUAAUGGAAGGAAGCACCCUAAUGUUACUAGAAUAGCUCUUGUCAAGGUACCUAAAAGAGAUUUGGACAGGGGUGGGAGAGAACAGACUACACUUGUGCUUGUCAUAUCAAUAUUGCUUGGGAGCUCAGUGUUUCUCAAUGUGCUUCUAUUUGUUGCCUUGUUUGUUGCUUUUUUCAUUUUCUACCACAAGAGGCUUUUGAAUAAUCCAAAAUUGUCAGCUGCAACCAUAAGAUCUUUUACAUACAAGGAGCUUGAAGAAGCAACCACGGGGUUCAAACAAAUGUUGGGUCGUGGUGCUUUUGGAACAGUCUAUAAAGGGGUGUUAACAUCAGAUACAAGCAGGUAUGUUGCUGUGAAGAGGCUAGAUAAGGUGGUGCAAGAAGGCGAGAAGGAGUUCAAAACAGAAGUGAGUGUGAUUGGACAAACCCACCACAGGAACUUGGUUCGUUUACUUGGUUAUUGUGACGAAGGGGAGCAUCGUCUUCUGGUGUAUGAGCACAUGAGCAAUGGCUCCUUGGCUAGCUUUCUCUUUGGGAUAUCAAGGCCCCAUUGGAACCAAAGAGUGCAAAUUGCUUUGGGGAUUGCAAGAGGUCUCACAUAUUUGCAUGAAGAGUGCAGCACUCAGAUCAUUCAUUGUGACAUAAAGCCUCAGAAUAUACUCUUAGACGAGUUGUUCACGCCAAGGAUUGCUGAUUUUGGGUUGGCAAAGUUGUUGUUGGCUGAACAAUCAAAAGCUGCUAAGACGGGUUUGAGAGGGACAAUUGGUUACUUUGCACCUGAGUGGUUUAGGAAAGCUUCAAUCACCACUAAAAUAGACGUAUAUAGUUUUGGGGUGGUGUUGUUAGAGAUCAUAUGUUGCAAGUCAAGCGUUGCCUUUGCGAUGGCUAAUGAUGAAGAGGCACUUAUAGAUUGGGCAUAUCGGUGUUAUAGCCAAGGGAAGGUGGCUAAAUUGGUAGAAAAUGAUGAGGAGGCAAAGAAUGAUAUAAAGAGAGUGGAAAAGCAUGUCAUGGUAGCAAUUUGGUGCAUUCAAGAGGAUCCUUCGUUGAGACCCUCCAUGAAGAAGGUUACCCAAAUGCUUGAGGGCGUGACAACAGUUUCUGUGCCACCUCGCCCUUCCAUAUUCAGUUCAUCAUCGUUUGAAAUUUCAUUUACUUCGUAACUAAAUUGUUGAUCAGUGUUUCUAUGAUCAUAGUUGUUUGUUGUAUAUAUUUUAUUUGUAUGUUUAUGACUACUGAUUCUCUUUACUGAGAUCGCUUAUAGUGCGUGUGUUGCAUCAUGUUUGGUUUAGUCUAUUAAGUUGGAGAUGCUAAACAAUUAGAAAAUUAUCGGUA
Molecule: messenger RNA, 2640 nt
Organism: Glycine soja
Lineage: Eukaryota; Viridiplantae; Streptophyta; Magnoliopsida; Fabales; Fabaceae
Product: G-type lectin S-receptor-like serine/threonine-protein kinase LECRK3
Exons: 2
Coding region: 6-2468 (820 amino acids)
Biological process (GO): protein phosphorylation
Molecular function (GO): ATP binding; protein serine/threonine kinase activity
Source: RefSeq, a predicted model, not a curated record